Molecule: messenger RNA, 3414 nt
Organism: Trematomus bernacchii (emerald rockcod)
Lineage: Eukaryota; Metazoa; Chordata; Actinopteri; Perciformes; Nototheniidae
Gene: gpr4
Product: G protein-coupled receptor 4
Exons: 4
Coding region: 774-1892 (372 amino acids)
Biological process (GO): G protein-coupled receptor signaling pathway
Cellular component (GO): membrane
Molecular function (GO): G protein-coupled receptor activity
Source: RefSeq, a predicted model, not a curated record
CUCAGUGUGCCGGUGUCGCAGCGGUGCUCUGUGGAGUCUGUUUAAACUGAAGAUUACGUUUAAUACUGCUCGGGUUUUGCUGAACUUGGCGGACAUUACUUUCCCUGUGGAUGGAUACAGGCUGUGAGAGCUGACAGCGGGACUUUAGAGGAUAAUAUGUUCAGCAGUGCAGAGCAAACUCCAGGGUGGUGAAUCUCUACAAAGUUAUUCCUGUGUUUAAGUGCGAGCAUCCCAGAGGUGUCUUGUGUGUCAUCAGGACCUUGAGACACACCCACAGGCACACACAAACACACACACACUGAUGCUCAGCCCCUCCUUUUUACAGUAGACCUGGCAGACCUCUAACCUCUGAAAGAUUGAUGAGGUCCUGUCCAGGCAGAGCCCUGGCACAGCGUUGAUAAGGCAGCUUUAAUUUCACCACAUUUUUAUCCCUCGGCCAUUCCUUUAUUAUCCUCUCUUCCUCCAUGCUGGGCAAUGCGAGGGCUGGCUUUGAAGGGUGAGAAAGGAGUAUGGCACAUCAAGGCCACUGGGCGAGGAGGACAUUGCUUUAAGAAACAGGAACAAUGAAAUGCCUCGUAAAUGAUAGUUAUUUUUUCCUCAUGUGGGACAGCCGUGUGGUAGCCAAGCAUGAGCCUAGUGUUGGCAUGUCACUGUCAAACUGUUGGAGCUGGAACAUAGUUAAACUACAGAGGGACACUCAGAGCUGAGAGUUGCUUCACGCAAACACACACACACACACACACACACACACACACACACACACACACAGGACAAUGUGCAACAUCUCAUUCUGUAAUGUGGACAGUAAGGUGGACCAGUUCUUCCAGCCCACGCUCUACAUCAUCGUCAUCGUUCUGGGGCUGCCCACCAACUGCAUGGCCCUGUGGGCUGCCUAUAUGCAGGUAAAGCAACGCAAUGAGCUUGGCAUCUACCUGAUCAACCUGUCAGUGGCUGACCUCCUCUACAUCAUCACUCUUCCUCUGUGGAUCGACUACUUCCUGCAGCACGAUGACUGGAUCCACGGUCAGGAGAGCUGCAAAUUGUUCGGCUUCAUCUUCUACACUAACAUCUACGUCAGCAUCGCCUUCCUCUGCUGUAUCUCACUGGACAGAUACCUGGCUGUGGCAUAUCCUCUGCGCUUUGCAAAGGUCCGACGAAUCAAAACAGCGGUCAUGGUCAGCGCCAUGGUGUGGAUUAUUGAGAUCGUAGCAAACUCUGCUCCUCUCUUCCACGAUGAGCUCUUCCAGGACCGGUUCAACCACACGUUCUGCUUUGAGAAGUAUCCCAUGCAGGACUGGGUGGCAGGGAUGAACCUCUACAGGACAUUUCUGGGCUUCCUCGCUCCAUGGACAGCCAUGCUUGUGGCCUACCGUGGGAUUUUAGCAGCAGUGCGCUGCAACGUCUCAACAGAGCGUCAGGAAAAGGCCAAAAUUCAGCGUCUGGCUUUGAGUCUGAUACUGAUUGUUUUGCUCUGCUUUGGACCGUAUCACAUCCUGCUCCUGGUGCGGAGUGUGAUGUUUCUAAAUAAGCCAUGUGACUGCGGCGCAGAGGAGAGCCUGUUUGCAGCCUACCAUGUGUCGUUGGCACUGACCAGCCUCAACUGCGUCGCCGAUCCCAUUUUGUACUGUUUUGUCAACGAGGGGGCCCGGCACGAUGUCGCCCGAGCGCUCUCAGCUUUACUUUCUGCAGCUUGCUUCAAGGGCUCCUCUUCCUCACCAUCGCACGGGGACAUACUCAACGCUGGUUCAGUGACUAUGGAAACGCCGCUGGCAGCAAAGAAGCAGCCUUGUGUAUACGCUGAUGGAGCAAAGACCAGCAGCUACAAGACCGAACUGGUGGCUCUGAAGGAGGAGUGUCUACAGAUGACUAUCCUCAGUGUUAGGAAGACUUAAACCUGAAGCCUGCUGUCAGAGGUCCAAACUCUGUAUCUCAGGGGAUGGAGAAAGCCCUGAGAGGGUCCAAUGUCUUCUGGCCUGAGAUGAGAAGCAUUUUCUGAGGCUGUGUGUGAUUUGCCUCAACAUUUCCAUUAAAUGGCAUUGACAAGCCAGAAGUGUAAUGAGAUUCCUGAAAUAAACAAGACAUAUUGUCUGUUGUCACGGUAGCAGCCUGUGCUAGAUUGAAAUGCUCACACAUCUGAAAGCAAUGUUGUUUUAGUUUGGUCUUAGGUUGGCACUUGGACAUGGUGAGGCAGUAAAAUGCCUCAAUGAUGUGAAUCCAAAAAUUACACAUUCCAAUUCCAGGUUCCAAUUCCAGUUCUGAACUCCAAUUCCAAUUUUGGGUUUCAAUUCCAAUUCUAAAUUCCAAUUCUAAAUUCCAAUUCUAAAUUCCAAUUCUAAAUUCCAAUUCCAAUUCCAAUAAAUGUUUCCACAUUUCAAACAUGACUAUCUUUUGUGCCGCAACAUUUUUAGCACUUCUGACAUUGACAGCUUGUCAGGCUCAGUUCUUUGUUGGUGAUUUGGUUCACAGUUCAUGCUAAUGUUAGCAUGUUAGCAUGCUGUAUCAUCAUCAAUCCCAGAGUGCAACUGAGGCUGACAAGGAGUCAGUCAUAAGCUUUAAAGGAUAUUCUGAAGUAGUGUUUGACCAGAGUUGAAGUGACCUUCUGGUGGCGCUAAAUGAAAAGUCAGGGGAUCACAUAAGUCCUCAGGAUUUAGACCAAAAAUGUCUGUACCAAAUCCAUCCAGUAGAUGUAGAUAUGUCAGUGUGGAGCAAAGUAUUGUACCAACAGAUCAACAGAACAGCUGGGCCAGCAGUUAUUUACAAUGCCAUAGGAAGAUGUGCUUGAAUAUUUAAGUGGAAUUAUUCAAAAAGACCACAUUCUGCAUGGAUGAGUAUUUUUAGUGGGCUGAGAAGAGACACCUCUGAAGUGAGACUGCAUGGACAACCAACCUUGACAAAGGGCACAUUAAGAAGAUUGGGGCCUGACACCCUGAUGCACCACUGUGGAAUAUGGAAAAAGAACAGAAAGUAAUCAAAGAUUGUAUAUUACUGUUCGAUAAAUCGUUUUUUAAUGCUUGUUGGAAAUGUCUUAACCGUUUUGAAUAAAUAUUGAAGCCUAUAAAGUACCUCAGCUUGUUAACUGUGACAGCAAAAAGGCUUAGAGUAGAUGUGUCUCUAAUGUAAUGUGAGCAAUGUUUUUUUCUUCUUUUUUUACCAUAGGCAGCAAAAUAAUCACACUGAAAAAAAGUCAAAAACCAACGCCUGCAUUCAGCUCAAUUUGAAAGUCAAAUGUAUCAGUUUUUUAAACUCCAUUACGUUGAAAGCACUGAAGCGCAGAAAACAACCUCUUCCAACCUCCGAGACAGCAGCCACAGUUCACCGGAUAUCGAUUAGUUCCCAAACUUCCUAAAUAUACUUUUAUACAAAAGAAUGUAUCACAUAAAUUAAACUAAUUAAAUAAAAAGUUUCAUAACUUCA